Molecule: messenger RNA, 1026 nt
Organism: Fusarium odoratissimum NRRL 54006
Lineage: Eukaryota; Fungi; Ascomycota; Sordariomycetes; Hypocreales; Nectriaceae
Exons: 4
Coding region: 1-1026 (341 amino acids)
Source: RefSeq, a predicted model, not a curated record
AUGGCCCUCGAAUCUGAACUGGCAGAGUUGCGCUUGGCUGUGCGCGAGCUUUGCCAAACUGCGAGCUCUCGCGCACUACGAACUACAUCAAGUAAUCAAGAUACCACUACAUCAGUACCAGUAAUUGCUGAAGUCUCUCAGGAGAGAACUGAGGAUCAAACAGUUGCAACCUGUCUUGAUCCACCAGUUGCCCCAGUUCGUGUCAUUCGAAAGAUGUAUACCUGGAUCAACGGCAACCCCGAAACUCCAAAGGACGUCGUCGAGCUACCUGAAUCGAUCAGGGCUCAAUUGGCUUCAAAUGACCUGGGCUUGCGUCUGAUUGAAACGAAGAAUAUCCCACGACUGCACUUUAUCCAAGGAACAAUCGAAAAAGCCCUCAGUGGAGAGUAUAACCUUCUGUCUGUGACCUGCUUGCUAGCAGGGAUGCAAACUAAUUUUUCCAUUAUCGGCAAAGACCUUCACACUUCGCUUUACGGCAUACUUAAAUCUGGGCUGGAAAAGCUCGCGCUCGAGUCUCCUCUGAGUAUGCCGUCCCUCUACGCGAUGCUUCUGACAUGUCUUCUCAAUCUGAAUCUCGGCUACUCUGAUAGUUUUAUCGACGCGUGGCUCUUGAGCGGCUCGCUCAUCCUUCACCUUAUGCUCUCGUUGGACUUCCCCGUUCAUCAGCAAAUGCCCUUGUCAUUACGCUACACCGAGGACGAUAGAAACCGGAUACUGAUGUGGAAUUCUGCAUGUCUCCAACAUCUCAAAUUUACUAUCGGUGUAGGGAAGCUGUCGGCUGUGCGAAUGGACCUGGCGGCACAUUACAUCGACGUAGUCAAGCACACAGAGGGUUUCAGCGAGUUAGAUAAAGAAGUUGUCGCCGAGCUUGAGCUUUUUAUAUUGCUAUAUCGAGGCAUUGUUGAGGAGCAUAUCUCAGCAAAGCAACUUCAAAGCAACCUCUCACAAUGGCAUACCACUAACGCAAAACAUUAUAAGGCUCUCAAGGGAAAUGACGAGGCAGAAGAGGGUCAUUCACACCUUUGA